This is a messenger RNA of Vanderwaltozyma polyspora DSM 70294, 813 nucleotides long. RefSeq names its product serine/threonine protein kinase BUD32 (gene BUD32). Gene Ontology annotation, molecular function: ATP binding; protein serine/threonine kinase activity. Gene Ontology annotation, biological process: protein phosphorylation. The record is from RefSeq and is a predicted model, not a curated record. NCBI's taxonomy places the organism in Eukaryota, Fungi, Ascomycota, Saccharomycetes, Saccharomycetales, Saccharomycetaceae. The coding region runs from base 1 to 813 and encodes 270 amino acids. The transcript has a single exon. Gene Ontology annotation, cellular component: cytosol; EKC/KEOPS complex; nucleus.
AUGUCUGAACAGUUAGUUGCGCAGAUCUCCGAAUAUUUGACACCCAAUGUGCCUAUUCAAUUAGUUUCUCAAGGUGCAGAAGCAGUAGUGUUCACUACAAAUGUGCAUCCGUAUUUACCAAAGGAGAGUUAUUCUGGUGUUGAAGAUGCCAAAUUUAUUAUUAAGUAUAGGCCAUCAAAGAGUUAUAGACAUCCGUCGAUUGACAAGUCGUUGACCAAACGUCGUACUUUAGGUGAAGCAAGAUUACUGGGGAAAUUACAUCAGAUUGAAGGUUUGCAUGUUCCACAUCUGAUUGCUUGUGAUGCUUAUAAUGGAUGUCUAUGGCUUGAAUUCCUUGGGGAAAAUUUACCAAAUGGUAUGGGUUUCAGUAAUUUGAAGAAUUUCCUUUGGAUGUAUGCAAAAGGAGGGAACGAUCCAUAUGAUCCAAUUGUCCUAGAAACCUUAUAUAAAGUUGGACAAGAAAUAGGUCUAUUGCAUUGGAAUGACUACUGCCAUGGUGAUUUAACAAGUUCGAAUAUUAUUCUAGUGAGAGAGAAACCAGGUAGUGAUACCUGGGUUCCUCACUUGAUAGAUUUCGGUUUAGGUUCAAUUUCAAACAUGGUUGAAGAUAAGGGUGUUGAUUUAUAUGUGCUAGAGAGAGCUAUAUUAAGUACACAUUCAUCAUAUGCCGAGAAAUACAAUGAGUGUUUAAUGAAUGGAUUUUCGUCAGUAUACGAGAAUAAUGGAAAGCUUGGCCAGAAAAAACUUAAAGAGGUGAUUAAUAGAUUUCAAGAGGUAAGAUUACGUGGUAGAAAGAGAAGUAUGAUUGGUUGA